Messenger RNA from Anoplopoma fimbria (sablefish), 1755 nucleotides. RefSeq names its product nuclear factor I/A (gene nfia). Gene Ontology annotation, molecular function: DNA-binding transcription factor activity, RNA polymerase II-specific; RNA polymerase II cis-regulatory region sequence-specific DNA binding. Lineage: Eukaryota; Metazoa; Chordata; Actinopteri; Perciformes; Anoplopomatidae. Gene Ontology annotation, cellular component: nucleus. The record is from RefSeq and is a predicted model, not a curated record. Gene Ontology annotation, biological process: regulation of transcription by RNA polymerase II.
AUGAAGCUUGCUGACAGCGUAAUGGCAGGGAAAACCACGGAAGGCUCCAUCAAAUGGCAGCUCUGCUACGACAUCUCAGCCAGGACCUGGUGGAUGGAUGAAUUCCAUCCUUUCAUCGAAGCCCUGCUACCCCACGUCCGGGCCUUCGCCUACACAUGGUUCAACCUGCAGGCCCGCAAGAGGAAGUACUUCAAGAAGCACGAGAAGCGCAUGUCCAAGGAGGAGGAGCGCGCCGUGAAGGACGAGCUCCUCGGCGAGAAGCCCGAGGUCAAGCAGAAGUGGGCGUCGCGCCUCCUGGCCAAGCUGCGCAAGGACAUCCGGCCCGAGUUCCGGGAGGACUUUGUGCUGACGGUGACGGGGAAGAAGCCGCCGUGCUGCGUGCUGUCCAACCCCGACCAGAAGGGCAAGAUGAGGCGGAUCGACUGCCUGCGCCAGGCGGACAAAGUGUGGAGGCUGGACCUGGUCAUGGUGAUUUUAUUCAAAGGGAUUCCCCUCGAAAGUACUGACGGGGAGAGGCUGGUUAAGUCUCCGCAGUGCUCAAACCCCACCCUGUGCGUGCAGCCGCAUCACAUUGGAGUUUCCGUCAAGGAGCUGGAUCUCUACCUGGCCUACUUCGUGCACUCAGAAACCGGCCAAUCAGAAAGCCCCAACCAGGCCAGCGAAUCAGAUAUCAAGGAGCAGCCAGAGAACGGUCAUCUGGGUUUUCAGGACAGCUUCGUGACGCCCGGCGUCUUCACGGUGGCCGAACUCGUACGAGUCUCUCAGACACCUAUCGCAGCCGGUACCGGUCCAAAUUUCUCCUUGGCCGACCUGGACAGCUCUUCUUACUACAGCAUGAGUCCAGGAGCCAUGAGGAGACCGCUGCCGAGCACCUCCUCCUCCAGCUCUGCCAAGAGGAUAAAGUGUAUGGAGGAGGACGUUGACAGUCCAGGCGAGGAGUCCUACUACCCCAGUCAGGGUCGAUCUCCGGGCAGCGGCAGCCAGGCCAGCAGCUGGCACGAUGUGGAGCCAGGGAUGCCGUCGCCCACUGGCGCUCUGAAGAAGUCAGAGAAGUCUGGUUUCUACGGCGCCGCGCCUCCGCCGAGCGGCGCCUCCUCCGCCUCCUCCUCUUCUUCUUCCUCCUUCCCCCGAACGGCUUUCACACACCACCACCACCACCACCGGCCCGUCAUUACCGGGCCUCGAGGUGAGCCCCCACGCUCCCCCUCCAGCCUCCACUUCUCCUCCUCCCCCAUCCUGCAGCAGCCCGGCUCCUACUUCUCCCACCCGGCCAUCAGGUAUCACCCGCAGGAGACGCUCAAGGAGUUCGUCCAGCUGGUCUGUCCUGACUCCGCCCAGCAGGCCGGACAGGUGGGCUUCCUCAACCCUAACGGUAGCUCCCAGGGAAAGGUCCACAACCCUUUCCUGCCGACGCCCAUGCUGCCUCCCCCUCCGCCUCCCCCGAUGGCCCGUCCCGUCCCGCUGCCCGUCGACGCCAAGCCGCCCUCCACCUCCUCCGCUGAGGGCGGGGGCAACUCGCCCACUUCACCCACCUACUCCACCCCCACUUCAUCUCCAGCCCAGCGGUUCGUCAGCGUCGGACCCAGAGAUCCCGGCUUUAACAUCCCUCAGCAACCACAGAGGGAGGGGAGGAGCUGCAGUGCAGGGAGCGAGCAAGAGGGCGAGAGACACCGGGAGACACUGGGGGGUGGGGGGAGGGGGGGUAAGCGACAGCGAGGUAGAAAAGUCCCAGCGUCAGCAAGUUGUAUUGAUUAA